Nelumbo nucifera (sacred lotus) is the source of this 2250-nucleotide messenger RNA. RefSeq names its product Cytochrome P450 superfamily protein (gene LUT1). Gene Ontology annotation, molecular function: carotene epsilon hydroxylase activity; heme binding; iron ion binding. Gene Ontology annotation, biological process: carotenoid biosynthetic process. Lineage: Eukaryota; Viridiplantae; Streptophyta; Magnoliopsida; Proteales; Nelumbonaceae. Gene Ontology annotation, cellular component: chloroplast. The record is from RefSeq and is a predicted model, not a curated record.
ACACAAAAACUAACUACUAGGAUAAGCAAGUGUACGGCCAAGCUCGGCCUCUGAGAUCCCUCUUCAGGCAGUCUCUCACUCUCCAACGUUAACCCACAUAGAGUCGAGCAUGAUAGGCGAGACAGAGAAGACAAACCUCCAGUCCUGCGUUGCAAAUAUUAACUAAUUGGAACCAUUUAAACUCCUUGACUUUCCACCAUGGUCUCUUCGGUAUCUCUCACUUCCUUAUCUCCUUGUACAAAUCCUAUCCAACAACACCUUCACAAACCCAUAUUCCUCUGUUCAAGAAACCCACCUCAUCUUCUCUCCAUUAAAUCCUCUGCAGAGCGAGACUCCACUUCUUCUUCUAAUUCAAACCAGAAAUUGAGUAGCAAUGGGUCAUGGGUCAGCCCAGACUGGCUGACUUCCCUAACCAGGCCCCUUAGCAUUGGCCGUGACGAUUCGGGCAUACCCAUUGCCAAUGCCAAGCUCGAAGAUGUGUCUGAUCUUUUGGGCGGUGCUCUUUUCCUCCCUUUGUUCAAAUGGAUGAACGAGUAUGGACCCAUUUAUCGGCUCGCAGCGGGGCCUCGUAAUUUUGUGAUUGUCAGUGACCCAGCUAUUGCGAAGCAUGUCUUGAGGAACUAUGGGAAGUAUGCCAAGGGUCUUGUCUCUGAGGUCUCUGAGUUUUUGUUUGGGUCCGGCUUCGCCAUUGCUGAAGGCCCGCUUUGGACGGUAAGACGCAGAGCAGUGGUUCCGUCUCUUCACAAGAAGUACUUAUCCAUAAUAGUUGAUAGGGUCUUCUGUAAAUGUGCUGAGAGGUUGGUGGAGAAGCUCAAACCAGAUGCACUCAGUGGUGCUGCAGUGAACAUGGAGGCAAAAUUUUCUCAAUUAACAUUGGAUGUUAUAGGUUUGGCAGUGUUCAACCACAAUUUUGAUUCGCUUACUGCUGAUAGUCCUGUUAUUGAUGCAGUUUACACUGCAUUGAAAGAGGCAGAGGCUCGUUCUACUGAUCUUUUACCAUAUUGGAAGAUUAGAGCUUUGUGCAAAAUCAUUCCAAGACAAAUAAAAGCAGAAAAAGCUGUUACAGUUAUCAGGAGAACUGUUGAAGAACUUAUUGUGAAGUGCAAGGAAAUUGUGGAAGCUGAAGGUGAAUUGAUUGAUGGGGAGGAGUAUGUAAACGACACAGAUCCAAGUAUCCUUCGUUUCUUGCUUGCAAGCAGGGAAGAGGUUUCAAGUCAACAAUUACGAGAUGAUCUUUUGUCAAUGCUGGUUGCUGGCCAUGAGACAACUGGAUCAGUCCUGACAUGGACACUAUAUCUUCUAAGUAAGGAUAAAUCCUCUCUGACUAAAGCACAAGAUGAAGUUGAUAAAGUCCUUCAGGGAAGGCCUCCUACCUAUGAAGAUAUAAAAGAGCUGAAGUACUUAACACGUUGCAUAAAUGAGUCAUUACGUCUAUACCCACAUCCCCCUGUGCUGAUAAGGCGGGCUCAAGUAGCUGAUGUCCUUCCAGGAAAUUAUAAGGUUAAUGCCGGUCAAGAUAUAAUGAUAUCUGUGUAUAAUAUACACCAUUCCUCACAGGUUUGGGAGAGAGCAGAAGAAUUUGUUCCAGAAAGAUUUGACUUGGAAGGGCCGGUGCCUAAUGAGACUAACACUGAUUUCAGAUUCAUUCCAUUCAGUGGAGGUCCUCGAAAGUGUGUUGGCGAUCAGUUUGCUUUGCUUGAAGCAAUUGUUGCACUUGCAAUUUUUCUGCAACACUUUGACUUCGAUUUGGUUCCUGACCAGAAAAUUAGCAUGACCACAGGAGCUACAAUUCAUACAACCAAUGGUUUGUAUAUGAAAUUGAGUCAACGGAAAACCCAGCCUGCAUUGGUUUCAUCCUCUAGAUAGGAAGAAGGGCAUGGAUUCCAGGAUUUGGUGGAUAAUGGAAUUGCUAGCCUUCCUAAUUAUUUAUUUUCUAUUCCAUUGAUGAAACACACAUUGAGUACAGUAGUUUUUAUUCUCUGCACAACUCAUUUUACAGAAUGAGAAGAAAACACAGAAAAGUGGUGGAUUUUGGAAAAUUUUCUGUUCCAUUUUCAAAUUUUCCCCAUAAUCCAUAUACAGGCUUACUGAAAAUUUGCUAGAGAAAAGAUGUAACCAUCCAACUGAUUUGAAGUAUGGAUUAAUAUAGGAGGUUUAAUAUUUCAUACCUCAUGGAGCUCUUACAUGUAAUGAUUUGCUAUCAAUUAUCAUAUGAAAUUAUGAAUGAAUUACCAAAUAGAUUGUGGACAA